This is a messenger RNA of Symsagittifera roscoffensis, 3348 nucleotides long. Its product is annotated as VPS35 endosomal protein-sorting factor-like. Gene Ontology annotation, cellular component: endosome. Bases 5 to 3220 code for a protein of 1071 amino acids. The transcript has 9 exons. Gene Ontology annotation, biological process: endocytic recycling. The record is from RefSeq and is a predicted model, not a curated record. Lineage: Eukaryota; Metazoa; Xenacoelomorpha; Acoela; Convolutidae.
UGCCAUGGCAGUUGAAACUGUCGAGAAGCGGAGCGACACUGUCAAUGUCAAAAGGGUUGCGUCUGACCCUGUGGUGCCCUCAGUUUGGAAAGCCAAAGACUUCUCAAUCGCAGCUGAGCAGAGAAACUUCCCAGGGUCGGAAGCAUGCGAGUUCGAUCCUUUGUUAAAUAUCAAGAAGGUGGACGCCCAAAAGUCACAGGUGGUGAGAUCGGCAACUACAGCUGCUAUGGUACCAAAGAUUGUGUCCUCGGAGAAAGACUUCGACGACCCCCUAUCCAAAAUGGCCAUGGCCCAGGAAGAGAGUGCGUCAAAUCUAUCGGGCAUGUUGAAUGAUCCUCUUGGUGCUGCUGCUGCUGCUGCUUCUAGCUCGAAGUCAUUCGGAGGUGUUGCUGUGAGUAUGUCUGCGGGCAACUCGUUCAGACAACAACUGAGAAGCGGAAGUGCUGUGUCAACUGCGUCGAGUGUGGAAUCUGCGGCAGAAAUUUUUGGUCCUUACGGCGACUCUUUCGUGCCCUGGUCAAUCAAAAGAAUCGAGAUCCUAGAGCAGUUCACGACCACGGAGAAACUGACCAUCUCACUGGACGGAAUCCCAAAGACGUCCGUAAAAGGUGGCAGCGCAGUGGAAGAGAAGAUAGCUAGGAGGCUGGACCAGUUGGAUGAAAUGGCCGAAACAGGGAUAACUGGUGGAAAGAACUUGAGUCAGAGAGAGUAUAUAGCUAAGAUAGACGAAAUGAACAGUGGCUUCAUGGGUGCCUGGAACAAUGAAGAGAAAGUGAAGGCGUUCAAAAUUGUCAUCCAGUGUGUGAAACUCCUAGUAGAUACAUCAGUGGUAGAAUUCUACCCGAGCAAGUUUGUGCUGAUAACCGACAUUGUGGAGACGUUUGGGAAAGCAGUCUAUAAGCGACUGAAAGACAAAGCAGCUUUUCUGUCCGAGGGAUUCACUCCUGAAAUGGUCCCAGACAGCGUGAAGGAAUUAGCUCGGAACUGGUUCUACAAAAUCUACUCGGUCCGCGAAAUGCUUCCACGUCUUUACGCCGAGACUGCAGUCUUAAGGUGCUACAGGUUCUUAACCAUGGGCGAAUACAAAAGUGCACUGACGCGGAUCACUAAAAUGAUUCGGGGAAUCGGAGACCCGCUAGUGGCUGUAUACACGAGAGCUUAUUUGUGCAGAGCCUGUUUGCAACUCGCCCCUGAGUAUAGAGAUUGUCUGAUGGAGAAUUUCAACGAUUUUUUGCUGUGUCUUGAUCAAAUAAAGACUCCAAUUGUGAACAAAAUUGCAAAGAACUGCAGUAUAGAAGUGCCGCCAUACUACCAGCUGUUUCUGCCAGCUGCCGAGUGGCUUCUGCAGUGUGUAAUCUGCAACUCCUCAGACACAAUGUUAGAUUCAAUCAGAGACAGGUGUGAAACGCACAUAGUACUCAGACACGCAGUCUUCUCCACAUUCCCUCCAGACUACAUCUGUGCACAGCUGGACUACUUCACGGACUUCAUCAGCCAGGACAAGAGGGCACUGAAGGGUACAAGGGAAGUGGUUGAUGAGAAUCAGACCAAAUUAAUUGUGAGGAAGUCGGAGUUGUACAGGAUUCUGGGGGAGAAAUGUCUACAUGGCAGGAUCGCCUCGAUGGCAGAAAAGUGGGAGCUUCUUAAUGAGGUUUGGAAAGCGGUUCUGAAAUUGGACAACAUCCAGGAGUUUAUGCGAGUUGCCAAUGUUUGGCUUGAAUUUGCAGCCAAAUGCCUGACACCGGACCACGUGGAACUAAUACUGAAAGGCCUGAUCAAACACGUGGUCCCAGAACGGAAGUAUGAAAAAGUUCUGAACGAACUGACUGAUUCUGUGCGAUGUAUGUUCAGACAAUCAUCGAGAUCUACUUGUGCGCAGCUUCUAAGUCUGGAAAGUUUUCUCGCACUUUUGGAUUUGUUUCAAAGCGACCAAUCAAAACGCUAUGAAGUCAAUCACUUGAUUUUGGAAAUGUUUAUCAAUAACACCUCAAAUGAUGAGCCGAUAGUGGAUCCUAUAGUUAUCAAUGCGUUGUUGAGGAUCGGCAAGAAUCUGCAUGACAACCUGUCCUCGUUUUCGAUGAAAAGUGUGACUAAUUUGGCACGAGAAUUGACUGAAAAUGGGCAAGGAUUUGGAGGUCAGAGUCACACCUCUCUUUUGGUGGCUGAGUUGAUUUUGAAGAUGCUCGAUCGAAUUACUUUCGGAGAUGAUUUCGAAGCACAGUUGAAUUUCUAUGUCGAAGCGAGAGCCUGUUUCUUCCUGAUUGAAUCAGUGAUCACUGAACUAGUUCACAGAGUGAACACUCUGACCAUGGAGACACUUCGCAGGAUGCCGUCGGGAAGACACAGCAAACGCACUUCGUCCUUCAUCAGAGCAUGCAUAGCAUUCAGUAUCAUCACCGUACCUUCCAUCGAAAACAUAAUCACACGUCUCUCCCUCUAUCUCAAUACAGCUCAGGUUGCAUUAUGGAACUGUUCGACUGCACAGGCAGAUUCCCUUUUCUCCUCUCUCAUUGGGACGAUUAAAUUCAUCCCGCUAUCUGUACCUGAUACUUCAGCUAAUGUUUCAACAGGCCAUAGAAGCGCAACUAAUCGCACCAAAUCCACAGAGCCUUGGAUAGUGGCUUUCUCAGCUAAUUUAUUCUCAACUCUCCUUAUGAUGCCUGAUUACCCAAGCCAAGGCAUCCUAUUCCAUUUCAAAUCAGCCAUUCAUGAAUUCACCCAAUUCCCACUACCCGAUGAAACUGCAGCUAAGUUCAACAUUUACCUCAACGCUCUCAAGACACUAGCUGCGUUUGCUCAGUCAAAAUGGACUCUGAAGGUCCCAUACGUUGACAAUAACGGGGACCUAUAUGGGUACGGAGCUGAUAAGAAAUACCAGUCAGAGAUGAACAAAAUCAGUCGACAUCUGAUUACAGAGCUGAACAAAGAAAUCAACACAAAUCCAACACUUACCGUUCCGUUAGUGACUGAUUACAUAAGAAGCUUGCUCUACUGCUGUCCGUGUAGCGCAUCGCAUGUUGUGAUUACCUGUGAGAGAUAUAUCCCAAAAUUGGUGCUAAGAAGUUCUUUCAAGGAAAAGCAAAUGCUGCGCAGUUUGCUAACUUAUGCGCGUAAGGAGUUAAAAAGCGAAGCUGCUGCAGCAAAUAUUGUGACACCUGAAUUAGAAUCGGCUAUGAGCGCAUAUCGCAAACUGACUUCGGCUAUUCCCGAUGCCAAGUAAUUUAUAUACAAGAUUUGCUAUAAAUCCGAUAUUUAUUUUUAUACAUUAUAUUUUCUAUUCACGUUUUCUUAUUUAAUUUAUCGUCAAGUUACAUUUGCGCUGAUUAUUCAAAUUUUACUCAUGGGUUU